This is a messenger RNA of Pseudozyma flocculosa PF-1, 2088 nucleotides long. RefSeq lists its product as uncharacterized. The transcript has 3 exons. Bases 1 to 2088 code for a protein of 695 amino acids. Lineage: Eukaryota; Fungi; Basidiomycota; Ustilaginomycetes; Ustilaginales; Ustilaginaceae. The record is from RefSeq and is a predicted model, not a curated record.
AUGGCAUCGGACGCUGCAUUCGAUCCCGACCUCUUGAGCAUCGAGGUCGAGGCCAUCAUGUCGCCGAGGUCCGAGUCGUCAGCUGACUCGGGUUGGACCACCGACGACGACGGCGACGGCGACGGCGACGAGAGCCCCUGCGUCGACGAAGUGGCCAAAAGAAUCUACUGCGUGAUCUGCGGAGGUUCGUCGAGCGACGCAUGCCUCGCGGCCGACGAAAGCAACGUUGACGACAUCGCCUGGAUGUCAGAGUGGCGCGCCCUGAUCAAGACGCACGAGUCAUUGAACUUUGACGCGACUUCAAAGGGCAGGACCCUGCAAAGCAGGCAGCUUUCUGAGGCCUAUCGAACCAUCGCUGUGGGAUACUCCCGCUGGGUCGUCAACACACUGUACCGUCUUCAGCCUGACACGCCGUUGAUCCGCGCCGUCCAUGCGAGCUGCUACGACAUCGUCGCCGGCUGCAUCAAUGGCUGCAGCAUCAUGCUGAGGCUGGCGAGCGUCGACACGCUGGCGCAGAUCUAUGACCUGGCGCCCGAGGAUGUGUCGAGCGACGCGGACGCCGUCCAGGGCCGUCUCGGCUGUUGCGAGAUGCGCUGGUCCGACGACUGGACCCCACAGGACAUCGAUCGCAGGCACUAUGCAGGCGACCCGCAGUUCAUCUCGCUCCAGACGGCCCUCGCCUUGGUCGACGACGAGAGCUACUGUGCCAAGGAUCGCCUGCCGAGCCGCAACGGCAUGGCUGUCAGCAGGGACGACCUCACCCUCAGGCUCCCGCCUGAGAUCAUCGAGCGCAUCUCCGAGUUUAUCAUGGACGACUCGUGGGCUCAUCACUACAUCACUCGCAAGCGCAAGCCUGCCGCGACGACGCGCGCCUCUCGACAGGCCGGCGGAUCCCGUGGUACCGCCGCUCGGAGCAGGACGACGACGGCAACGACGGCGACGGAAGCGGCAGCACGCCGAGCUCGACGCGCCGCAGCGCAGACACAGGUGCAGGCGCAGGGAUCGAGCGCUGGUGGUGCACAGGGACGUCGCAGCACAGCCGAUGGCAACGCCUCCGCUUCCCGACCGCGCAGUGCGCGCCCCUCCGGCACUUCGGAGCGCGGCGCCAUUGGACCCAACCGCGGAGAGACGGAGCAGGAGCCCGCGGCCGGCGCCACGGCCUCGACUGGAGCCUCCCGCAGCCGCACCUCUUACUCACCUGCGUCCGGCGAUCGCGGUCAGGUGGCCGAAGGCGACCGCACGCUGCUGGCCUGGAUGGCCACCUGCAAGCGCCUCUACUUCUUUAGCUAUCCCGCGCGCGUCUGGCGCUACCUCGUCAUCAGCCGCGAGUCGAAGCUGUCAUUCGUAUGGCCUCCGGCACCCAGUCGUUGGAAGUUCGAAGGGUACGCCGACGAUGAGCUCGAGUACGUCUCCCGCUCCUGCGGCCAUGGGCUCUACCUGCAGGUCAAGCAGCCGGCCACGACGUCGACCGCCGCGCCGACGGCUGCAUCAGGCACGGUGUCGGCAGCUCAGCCGGCCGCCGGCCAAGCGACGGCCACCCAGGGACAGACGCAGGCGCAGGCGCAGGCGCAGACGCAGACGCCAUCGGCGACGUUUGAGAUCCACACGGCAAACGACCUCGGCGGCGCCAGCUGCCGCUGCGCCGAAUGCGAGGAGGAGCUGGCCAAGGCCAUCCCCAAGGAGGAGGCUCUCGCCAAGGUGUCGCCGGAAAAGGUGUAUCGCGGCUUGUCCAAGCUGCACGGCCUGCAGAACCGCGAGAGGAUCUGCAACGCCGUCUACCGCCGUGACGCCGACUUGGCGGACCAAUACUGGCAGCGUUUCCUUUCCGACGGCGUCUUGGGUCCAGUCGGGCUCCCCAGGAUCGACGAGUGGCUGGCCACGGGAGGCUUGGCCCAGCUGGUGGCGCAGCGGGCAUCUCAGCAAGAGCAGCAGCAGCAGCAGCAGCAGCAGCCGCCUGAGCAACAGGCUCGACCGCAGCGCCCUGAGCAGCAAAGGGGACGGCAGCCAGGGCAGGGCCAGCAGCAGCCGGCAAACCGCCAGCCCGACGAUGAAGAGGUCGGCUCCGCGCCUCCAUGCCAGGUGCAGUGA